Molecule: messenger RNA, 1437 nt
Organism: Aspergillus campestris IBT 28561
Lineage: Eukaryota; Fungi; Ascomycota; Eurotiomycetes; Eurotiales; Aspergillaceae
Exons: 3
Coding region: 73-1062 (329 amino acids)
Cellular component (GO): mitochondrion
Source: RefSeq, a predicted model, not a curated record
CUCUCGUCUUCUUCUUUCCCCACCCCUCAUACGACGACAUUUUCUGGUCUAGUCGGUGGCCCGCAGUUCGAAAUGGCUUCGUCACUUGCCAAGGGUCCCUUGGUAUCGACCUUCCGAUCCAACAAUGUCCUUUCCCAGCGCUCUUCCGGUCCUCUCGCUUUCGUCUCCGCGGCCUCCCAGUGCAGGCAUUUUUCCAACUCUCCCCAACAUGGCAUGGGAAACAUGCGGGGGAUGCCCCAGAACUUCUCGGUGAAACAACCGGCACAACCGAGUACGAAAACCCGCGGUCGGGAAUUGUCGCGGGCGGACUUGCCGCAGGAUAUUGGGCUGUUGCCCGGCACAUACGUUCGACAGCUCUGGCGGGACAUGCCGUCGAUCUUUCACCAGCCGGCGGAGCGCUUGCGAUUAGAGUGGCUGUGGCUGAAGACGGGAUUUCAAAACUUUCUGGGACUUCUCGCCUACUGUAAAUGGGUAAACAAAGGAUUGCCCCUCCGACUGAAGGAGCGCCGACAGGUCGCUGGCGAACUCCACCAGCGCAUGUAUACUGCAUUCGCCGAUGGAAACCUCCCCUUACUGCGCAAGACGUGCUGUACCGGUCUGGCGAACAACCUCGGCACGCGGAUCAGCACCCGUCCCAAGGAUGAAAAGGUCACCUGGCAUCUGGACAAGUAUAUCCGCUCGCCGUCGACGUUCCUGACCGGCAUCCGUGUGGUCUCGGACCGCGCGACCCAGAUCCCCGAGCUCCCGGAUUCGGGCGUCCGCCAGGUGGUGGUUCGCAUCACGAGCCGGCAAUCCACCGGGAAAUCCAAGGUGCGGCCCCAGCGAGGCCAGCAGACGCCAGCCAACGAGGUCGAAGAAGUCGCCCCCGCCAAACAGCAGGACUGCACCGAGUACAUUGUCAUCCAGAAACUCCGCUGGGUCGGCGAGGAAACCGACUGGAAGGUUUGGGGCCAUGCUUCGCCUACGACGGUGGACAACCUCAAUGAUCCGGCUUUUGCUGCGGGGCUGACCAUGCGUGAGCGCAUGGAGGCCAUCCAAGACCAGAUGGCUGGCAAGAAAUAAGGAGACCCUCCGUUUUAACCGAGGUCCCUUAGUGUUGUCAGAGCCAGCCUGGUACGCUGAACGUUCAGGACGAUGGCUCGUCCUCUGGCUUGUGGCUACUGGGUCAAUAAGAAGACGCGACAGACGGCCAAGGUCUAUGCGAGGCUUUAAAUCCUCGACGAUUCACUUGAUUGUAUUUUACGACCAGCCCUGCAUUGACCCUCCCAUUCACCUACAGCUAUCUGGUUCACCUUUGUAUCAAAAUGCGAAUAUCCGAUCCCCAUGAUGUGUUUUGCGCUUCCUAUUUGAUCAAUCUCUCGAGUUGGUUUCUCUGGAGCCGAUUCCCAUCUGUGUCAUUACCAUUUGUACUAUAUAUCCAUCUACGCCCAUCCUGUG